AUGGAGGAUCCGGGCCCAUCGUCCGCCGCCACUGAGCCUCCCCCGCCCUCGCCCCCGCUGGAGGAGGAGGACGGCUGGGUGAUCCUGCCCCCCAGCGAGGUCGAGGGCAUCGGCGAUCCCAAGGUCAUCCACUGGGAGGACCUGCAGCAGGAGCUCGCCCGCCUCUGGAGCCUCUCCGCCGCGCUCCAAUCCGGCAGGGACUGCAAGGCGCAGCUCGCCGCGCGACUCGAGUCCGCAUUAGAGCCCGGAAUUAUUCCUGGGAAAGGUUGGAUUCGUCUCCAUACCUUCGGUUGUGCUUCGAGUGUCAAAAGGAGGGUCCUGCAGCGGUUUUGUGUUUGGAAUCGUGCAGACUCGAGCACCUUGGCCGGCGACCUGCAGAGGAUCCUCUCCACCAUGCGCGAACUCGACGACAGGUCUUACCAUUUUUUUGAGUCACUUGCUUUGUGUGGAUAUCUAAUUAUAAGCACCUUGGACAUUAUUGUACAGAUAGAGAGCCAUAUCAAACGCCUUGAUGAAGACCUGGGCCAGUUUGCAGAAGAUUUAAAGCAUGAAGGAAAGAUACCUCCAGAUGAGCCUCCUGUCCUUCCUCCAGUUCCGGUGGUUAGCAGAGAUGAGAAAAGGAGGCUUGGUUUUAGUACACCUCAAUCAUCAAAGAAAUUUAGAGAGAGGGAGUGGGACAGGGAAAGGGGUAUGGACUUCGAUUUAAUGCCCCCUCCAGGUAGCAGCAAGAAAGCAGGUACAUCUAUGGAUGUGGAUCAAAUGAUUGAUCCAAAUGAACCGACGUAUUGUAUAUGCCACCAGGUUUCAUAUGGUGAUAUGAUUGCCUAUGACAAUGAGAAUGUAAGUUGUUUGGUGCCAGAUAAUCAUGACUCAUGAGUUAUUUGUCAGAGUUAAAUUAUAGUUUCAUUUCAAUUAUAAGCUUGUCAGAUCUCAGAUAAGGCUUAAAACUUUUACGGAGGUGGUUUUGCUGGGAUUUUAAGACUUCUUUGUUUUCAUUUCAAACAACAAAAUUUAGCGUUCACUUCAAACAUAUAUUGUUUUCAUUUCAUGCUCUGUGGUAUGUUUGAAUUUGGACUGCAAACAUAUAUUGUGCUAUUGAACCUAGCUAGCUUAGUAGUAGCUGAUAGGUUGAAUGCAUGUUUAAGUAAUGAGAUGAGAUUACCUAAUAUAAUUCAGUUAAGCUAAUAACUGAAUCUGCUUGUUCUUGAGCAAAUGAGGUGUUCCACAAUGAUGCAAUAUUAUUAUAUGAAAA
Panicum virgatum (switchgrass) is the source of this 1252-nucleotide messenger RNA. RefSeq names its product PHD finger protein ING2-like. The transcript is spliced from 5 exons. The coding region runs from base 1 to 876 and encodes 291 amino acids. The record is from RefSeq and is a predicted model, not a curated record. Lineage: Eukaryota; Viridiplantae; Streptophyta; Magnoliopsida; Poales; Poaceae. Gene Ontology annotation, cellular component: nucleus.